UGCUGGGUAACGGUACAGGCGUUGAGUCACGCGUCUGUCAAAUGAUGAACAAAUUUAUUCGCUCUGGUUUUAUAUUAGGCUAUGUCCACAGUUUAGGCUACGUCAUUUUAUCCUUGAUAGCAUGAAUGAACAUCGCCGCCAACAUUUGCAAUGACUUCCAGAAAGUGGGGCGUGCUUAGCAUUUUGUGUCUGUUUGUUUUCAGACUGGGAAAAGUUAGCAGAGGAGAAGAUGGAAUUCUGCUUCCCUGCUUUACAGAGAACCCCUUGUCAGAGGAACUAAAAGUGGAAUGGAAGAGGAGGGACUCUACAUUAGUGUAUUCGUACCAAGGACCAGAAGGCGAAUUCCUAUCUGGAAAUAACGACAAUAGGGCGUUAUUCUUUGUCGCGGAGGCCAUGACGGGGAAUUAUUCUCUGCUUCUGCGUAAUGUCACACAGAACGACCUAGGAGGCUACACAUGCAGCGUGAGUGGGAAGGGAAAAUACUUGGAGUGCGUUGUUGAGGUGACGGAAACUGAUUACCUGAUGGUCAGUGGAACAGACCGUGCCGUCAGCCCCAAUGUUGGGGAAGAGGUGACGAUGACCUGCUCUGUGCAUUCCCAUAAGCCACUUGAGGAGGUGUCAUGGAAGAAACUAGAGCCGGACAGAAGCUUUACCCUUGUUGCACUCUUCAAAGACAAUGAGAUGUCUGAACACGGAACCUAUCAUGGAAGAGCAUCAUUAUUUGGAUCGGAAAUUCCAAAAGGCAACUAUUCACUGAGACUGACGGGUGUCAAGACAGAAGACAAUGGGGAGUACAUUUGCGAAGCGCACAGUGAUGCGCUGUCAGCCAACAGAAGUGUGUCCAUGAGUUUGGGCUUGUCAUCUAUGCACAUAUUGGUAUUGGCAUCAUGCGUCGCUGGAGUUGUACUUGCAGUUGGUGUUAUGAUGAUCCUUAUUGCUAUAAAAGACAGAAAUCUGGCAGAUUCAAGCAGUGCAGCGGUAUGGCACUGUGUACUUGCCAUUGGUCCAGGAGUCAUUAUGUCUUUCGCAUUUGUUAUUUGGGGUGUUAUUGAAGGACAGCAGGGAGAAGUGGUCACAUGUGCAGCCCUCAACCUGACUCGAGUGAUAUUGCUGUUCAAGAUCAGCCACGACACGGCAAUGCAAAAUGAGUCUGAGAACCUACAAUUAUCCUCAAUUCCAGGAUCCUCUUCCCAACAAAACGGUGAGGAUGUUGACACUCAGUCACAUGUUUGCCCCAGAUACCCAGAUGUGGAUACUGUGGACACAGAUGUGGAUGUGCCUGAAGUGUGUGGGAACCCAGAUGUAUCCACAAGCCCUGGAUCCCCUUGUCGAGAAACAGGUGACUGCAAAAGCUUCCUUUCCAAUAAUUGUUUUUUCCUGGAGUACAUCAUAAUUACCAAUGUUUUAACUUGGGUCAUCUUCUAUAACAUCUGGUAUGUGGAGGGAGACAGUAAAGUUUUGGCCUUUGUUGGCAUGACAUCUGGAUUAUCACUUCAUAUGGGCAUAAAAUUAUUCUUUGGAGGAAAAGGCUUUCUGGAGAUCAUGGACUUCUUUUUCCUUUUCACUGUGUAUUUUAGCUCACGGACACUAAAUGAUGAUGUUUUCCAGAGAAUGUUCUGUUGGGUGAUGGUAACGUCAAUAUUAUUUUUGCUGUCUUUACUAUUUUUGCGUUGGGAGAGAAUACGGAAUGAAGGGAAGUGUGAAGAGCUGCGAACCCUGGCUUACCUGGUGUGGGUAUUCAUUGUGCGUCUCAUCCUAAGUGCCAUCAUUUUUUACUUACUCCUUCAAGUUUUGGAACCUAAUGAAGAGCUGGCUGGGUUUCUCUGGACCACCGCACUGCUCCACCUCCUGGCACUGUGUGGAAUAUUUGAUUGCCUAACGGACAGCAAGCUGACUGAGUGCCCAAAGAAAGUACUCUACGUGUGUGGCACUUGCGGCCUAAUUGCAGUUAACGCCAUUGCCCUUGGAUUAGAGUUAAUUUGGAAGUGGCAAAAUGGAGAACGGACCGUAGCAGAUCUCCGUGUCAUUGUUGUUCGAUCUGAGUUUGCAUUUGUUUUGGGCUGGAUGUUCCUAUGGAGCCAUGCUUACUGGGAGGGAUAUAGAGAAAGAAUAUGGAAAGAAGUGAACACAUUUUGGAGUCAGGAUCGGGGCAGAAGUUAGGACAUCACUAUGUCUACAUAUUGUGGACCAAAGGCUUCUGGUGUGCUUACAUAAUAGCUCGAAAGACAUUUUGUCUUGAACAGGGAGAUGGUCAAGGACAAGGCAAUGAAAAGCUGUGGGAUACCAUAUGGAACACAUGGGGAUUCAAACUCACUCAGCUGUCACUGGACUCGGUGGACAGAAAAUUGAGCUUUUUCAAAGUUCUAAAAAAAGGGGUACUCAUUCUGUGUCAUAGUUAUGUAGGUGAGCUGCAAACAUGCACUUUUGGCAUACAGCAUGCUUAGGCAUGUUCACUGUCUUCUGCCUUAACAAGCUUUGUUGUGCUAUGGACUAUGUAUGUCAAUGCCAGAUGGGCAACUACU
Messenger RNA from Engraulis encrasicolus (European anchovy), 2522 nucleotides. RefSeq lists its product as uncharacterized. Gene Ontology annotation, cellular component: external side of plasma membrane. The record is from RefSeq and is a predicted model, not a curated record. The coding region runs from base 151 to 2160 and encodes 669 amino acids. The transcript is spliced from 19 exons. Gene Ontology annotation, biological process: negative regulation of T cell proliferation; cellular response to lipopolysaccharide; T cell costimulation. NCBI's taxonomy places the organism in Eukaryota, Metazoa, Chordata, Actinopteri, Clupeiformes, Engraulidae.